CUCCUGUAACCUAGCAAGCUGCUAGCAUACAUAUAAGAAAGCUUGAGAGCGGCAGAGCUCGCUCGCUCGAUAUCUCACCUCACCGUUCCAGUCCCUCGCUCGCUCAAUUUUUUUACCCCGACCCCACACCCCACCACACCGCACCGCACACCGCAAAAAUGACGAUCCCCGAGCACCCGCUGCCAAACGCCGCGGACAUCAAGAUGAUAGUCUCGGACGUCGACGGCACGCUCCUGGACUCGCACCACGCCCUCCCGACGACCUCACCGACGUACCAAGUCCUCCGUCGUAUCCGCGCCGAGUUCCCGGACCUGCCGAUAAUCAUCAGCACAGGCAAGCAGCACCGGUCUACAUCGGAGCUGCGCUCGCAGCUGCAGCUCGAGGGGGUGUUCCCUUCCUGCCACCUGAAUGGCAACGUGCUGUACGAUGCUUCGGGUACCGUUAUUGCCGAGAGCGGGUUGGACGUUGAGGUUGUGUUGAGGGUGAUCAAAGAGAUGCGCGAGCUGGGGACGAGUACGUUUGUUUAUGAUCAUGCGACGGUUUACCAGCUGGGAUAUGCGCGCGGGGAGUGGGGGGUGGGAGGGGAGGAGGGGGAUGGGGAGGAGGGCUGUCAAUGGGCAAGGAUUCUGAGGGGGUAUGGUGAGGAUGUGGUCUGUGUGCCCCCCCACGAGGUCGACGCCGCGCUGGACAGGAUCAGGAACGGAGAGUUGAGGGUCGUCAAGAUGGCGGUAUGUCAGGAGCCGGAGACGAUUGACAUCCCGAAAACGCACCUCCUGUCGACCUUCCCCCCCACCGCCUUCGCGCCCACCCAAGCACUGCCGUUCUGCUGCGAGCUGAUCCCGGCAGCGCACAACAAGGGGACAGCACUGAUGCAGUGCCUGAAGUACAUGAACGGGCGGGGCUACGACAUUGCGCGCGAGAACGUGAUCACGUUUGGCGAUGGCGAGAACGACGUCAGCAUGUUCCGCGUCGCUGGUAUGAGUGUGGCUAUGGGGAACGCCAUGGAAGCGGCCAGGAAGGAGGCGAGGUAUCAGACUACUAGUAAUGAUGAUGGCGGCGUGGGGAGGUUUUUGGAGAGGGUUUUUUGGGGGUAGGGGGGCGAUACUGGGUAGAUGGGUAGAUGAUAGAACAUAGAUCUGGUCAGUCGUAGAUACCUAGACUACAGUACUAGAUAGAGUAGACUCGCAUAGACGCGGAUUGGGAAUGAUGGAGUAUUUGGGUAGACGGUUUCAACGCGUACGGCUUCAUACCGCACAUGUGCUAUUGUGUCGUGUCGAAU
This is a messenger RNA of Tricharina praecox, 1279 nucleotides long. Its product is annotated as HAD-like domain-containing protein. Bases 159 to 1094 code for a protein of 311 amino acids. NCBI's taxonomy places the organism in Eukaryota, Fungi, Ascomycota, Pezizomycetes, Pezizales, Pyronemataceae. Gene Ontology annotation, cellular component: cytosol. Gene Ontology annotation, molecular function: phosphatase activity; magnesium ion binding. The record is from RefSeq and is a predicted model, not a curated record. The transcript is spliced from 3 exons.